CCGCAAUACGGGCCCGGCGGGGCCAUGGAGCUCGCCGCUGGGAGCAGGAGCCUUUCUGGUGUGGAGGUGACUGCAGGCCAGCGAGUGCGGUGCGAACUGAGUUUGGUCCAGCGUCAUGGAGAAUACGAAUUGGUUAUCCGUUCCCAAGAGAAGGAGCCACCUGUCCAAGAGAACAUUCCCAUCAACAGCCGCUUUAAAUGUGUGCAAGAGGCUGAAGAAACUCUGCUGAUCGACAUAGCAACCAAUACUGGCUGCAAGAUCCGGGUGCAAGGCGACUGGACAGCAGAGCGUCUUUUUGAGUUCCCGGACGAGGAACCAUGCUUGGGGUUCUUAUCCGAGGUGCUGAGAGUUCAGAAAGCCCAGGCCAAAGCUCCUUUCCCUGACCUUGUGGACCAUGCCUCCUGGCACCAAGUGAAAGGCCUCUCAGGGCCUGCUGAGCCUCCUGCUGCAGGGAUUGUGGGAUUUGAGGAUAACUUCAAUGCCAUGAGUUUGGAGAAGAAACGAAACUUGCAGAAUCAACAAAUGAGCGCCCGCCGAGAGCCUCCGCCACCACCUCUGCCGCCAAGCAGGCCGUGUCUCCGAGAGAAGGAGGCUGUUGUGAGCAAGGACCAGCCCAAAGUCAGCAACACCAUGCGCAUGCUCUUCGUGCCCAACACGCAAUCCGGGCAGAGGGAAGGGCUCAUCAAGCACAUCAUUGCCAAGAGGGAGAAGGAGUAUGUCAACAUCCAGAACUUCAGGUUUUUCGUGGGGACGUGGAACGUGAACGGGCAGUCUCCGGACAGUGGCUUGGAACCCUGGCUGAAAUGUGACCCUGAGCCUCCAGACAUCUACUGCAUUGGGUUCCAGGAGCUGGACCUGAGCACAGAGGCUUUCUUCUACUUUGAGUCGACCAAGGAGCAAGAGUGGCUGACAGCUGUAGAAAGAGCGCUGCAUGUGAAAGCCAAAUAUAAAAAAGUGCAGUUGGUGCGGCUGGUAGGCAUGAUGUUGCUCAUCUUUGCCAGAAAAGAUCAGCUCAGCCACAUCCGGGAUGUGAUGGCCGAGACGGUGGGCACCGGCAUCAUGGGAAAGAUGGGUAACAAGGGAGGCGUGGCCGUGAGGUUCGUCUUCCACAACACGAGCUUUUGUGUUGUCAACUCCCACCUUGCCGCCCACGUAGAAGACUUUGAGCGCCGCAAUCAGGACUACAAGGACAUCUGUGCACGGAUGAGUUUCCAGCCCCCUGACCAGAGCCAGCCGCAGCUGACGAUCAUGAAACAUGACGUUGUCAUCUGGCUGGGAGAUCUGAAUUACAGGCUUUGCCUUCCUGAUGCCAACGAGGUGAAAGUUCUGAUCAGCAAAAAUGAGCUUCAGCAACUGUUGAUGUACGACCAGCUGAAUAUUCAGCGCACUCAAAAGACCGCUUUUGCCGACUUUACAGAGGGAGAGAUUAAGUUCAUUCCCACAUACAAAUUCGACUCAAAAACGGAUCGCUGGGAUUCCAGCGGGAAGUGCCGUGUGCCGGCCUGGUGUGACCGAAUCCUCUGGCGAGGAGGCAGCGUCAAUCAGCUCCAGUACCGCAGCCACAUGGAGCUUAAAACGAGCGACCACAAGCCCGUCAGCUCUCUCUUCCUCAUUGGGGUAAAGGUUGUGGAUGAACGACGGUACCGCAAGGUGUUUGAAGAUAUUGUUCGGAUGAUGGACAGGAUGGAGAAUGAAUUCCUUCCAUCUCUGGAGCUCAGCAGGCGGGAGUUUUCAUUUGAAAAUGUGAAGUUUCGGCAGCUGCGGAAGGAGAUGUUCCAGAUCACUAACAACGGUCAAGUCACCUGCCACUUCUCUUUCAUCCCCAAGCUGAAUGACACGCAGUACUGUAAGCCGUGGCUUCGUGCUGAGCCCUGCGAGGGUUACUUAGAGCCAAAUGAGACAGUGGAUAUCUCCCUCGAUGUGUAUGUCAGCAAGGACUCCGUGACCCUUCUGAACUCGGGAGAGGACAAAAUUGAGGAGAUUCUUGUCCUCCACCUCGACCGAGGCAAGGAUUACUUCCUCACUAUCAGUGGGAGUUACCUGCCUAGCUGCUUUGGGACCUCCUUAGAAGCGUUGUGCCGCAUGAAGCGGCCAAUCCGCCAAAUCCCCGUCACCAAGCUCAUCGAUCUGGGAGAAGACAGUUUCCUAGAAAAGGAGAAAUCCCUUUUGGAGAUGGUGCCCCAGGACAGCGAUGACUCCGGCGAUCGGCCUUUGCAUGUUCCUAAGGAGAUCUGGAUCUUGGUGGACCACCUCUUCAAGAAUGCUUGCCAUCAGGAGGACCUCUUCCAGACCCCAGGCAUGCAAGAUGAACUGCAGGACAUCAUUGAGUGCCUGGACACGACCAUUCCCGAGACGAUCCCUGGCAGUAACCACUCUGUGGCUGAGGCCCUGCUGAUCUUCCUGGAGGCCCUACCGGAACCAGUCAUUUGCUAUGAGCUGUAUCAGCGCUGCCUUGAUUGCUCCCAAGACAGCCGUUUCUGCCGGCAGGUGAUCUGCCAGCUGCCCCGGUCCCACCGGAACGUGUUCCGCUACCUGAUGGCAUUCUUGCGGGAGCUGCUGAAAUAUUCCGAGGAUAACAACGUCAGUGCCAACAUGCUAGCCACACUCUUUGCCAGCCUCCUUCUACGGCCCCCGCCCAACAUUUUGGCGAAGCAGACCCCGCAGGAGCGCCAGCGGGCUAUUAACUUCCUCCUUGUCUUCCUGCUGGGAGUGGAUGACUACUAAAGGUGCCAAAGUGUGGGCUCCGCGCCAGCUUGGUGGCAACUUGGAGCAGGGUGG
Messenger RNA from Euleptes europaea (tarantolino), 2778 nucleotides. RefSeq names its product OCRL inositol polyphosphate-5-phosphatase (gene OCRL). Gene Ontology annotation, biological process: signal transduction; phosphatidylinositol dephosphorylation. Gene Ontology annotation, cellular component: membrane; cytoplasm. The transcript has 24 exons. The record is from RefSeq and is a predicted model, not a curated record. Gene Ontology annotation, molecular function: inositol phosphate phosphatase activity; phosphatidylinositol-4,5-bisphosphate 5-phosphatase activity. The coding region runs from base 25 to 2724 and encodes 899 amino acids. Lineage: Eukaryota; Metazoa; Chordata; Lepidosauria; Squamata; Sphaerodactylidae.